AUGAGGCACAAAAAUGCAUAUAUAUUUAAGAUGUCUAAUUUGAUCAUUUUAGUGUUCCUUACUAUUUAUAUCCUCUUAUUUCACCCUACACAACAUAAAUCCAUUAGUGCUUACAUAAAUUUUACCAACUCUCAAGCACUUAUGAAAAGCACCCAUAAAAGAAAACUUGCUCAAAAAUUGAAGAAUCUGAUUCAAAAAAAAAUACUAGGAAAAGUUUUCAAUUCACAGGUAAAUGAAAAAGAGGUCCCUCAUGAAAAUGAAAAGGAAAUCCCUCAUGUAAAUGAAAAGGAAGUCCCUCAUGUAAAUGAAAAGGAAGUCCCUCAUGUAAAUGUUGAUGGUACUCCUUUAUACAACAAAACAUAUUUAUCACAUAAAGAAAAGAAAAUAGAUUCUCAAAAUAGGAAUAGACCUAUUAAUAGUAUAAAUAAUAAUGACGCCAAAGAAAACAAAAAAAAUGACUACGACAUAGUUGGGAACACACAAAAGAAGUACAAGAAAUAUAAUAAAAAGAGUAAUAAUAUAAAUGACCAAAAAAAGAAAUAUACAGUCAGAUUAUUUUUAAAGAAUAUUGAUGAUGAAAAAGUUGAAUAUAUUCAAAACCUAACAGAUGAAAAAAUUGAUAUAAUGAUUCAAAAUAUACAUGAGAAUAUUACUAAGGAUGAACUCUUUUUCAUAUGGACAAACGUUCGUUAUAAUUAUAUAAGAAAAUAUGUAGAUGUGAUGAAUGAACUUUGGUCAUAUGUAAAAGAAGAAUCAGAUAAAAAUAACUUUUCAGAUAUUGCUUUUAAUAAAGUAUGGUGGAAAUUAUAUCCUGAACUUAUUUCUGAAUUUAGAGAAGAAGACAAUAACAUUUAUAAUGACUUUUUAAAUAUAUUCAAUACAGAAAUAUGUGAUCCAGCUAUAUAUAUCAAUUUUAUUAAUAUGACGAGAAAAAUAUGGAAUGAAAUAAUUAGUGUCAUGAGAUAUAAAUGGAUUACAAUCAUUCCUCAUAAUUUCCCCCCAAGGAUAAAUAAAUAA
Molecule: messenger RNA, 1017 nt
Organism: Plasmodium adleri (nom. inval.)
Lineage: Eukaryota; Apicomplexa; Aconoidasida; Haemosporida; Plasmodiidae
Product: Plasmodium exported protein (PHISTc), unknown function
Exons: 2
Coding region: 1-1017 (338 amino acids)
Source: RefSeq, a predicted model, not a curated record